GAGAAGCGAAGCCUGUCGCUUCCUCCCCUGCCCUAACUCAGUUCCUCCUCCUCCUCCCUCUUUCGCGAGCGUUUCUGAGUUCCCCUUCGAGAAGAGAGAAGCGAAGCCCGUCCCCCUUCGCGCCCUAACUUCUUCGGCUGCACACUAGCAGACAAGGAGCAAUUUGAGUUUGAGCACCAACCAGCAAGUUAUAGCACAUCAAGUUUUGUGUGAAAUCAGGCUUCGCUCUACUUUGUCGGUCGCAACUUCGGUGAAGAAAGUAUCAUGGAAGAAGGAAAAAUUGAUUCAAAUGAGAUAACGGAUAACAAUGACCAUAUGGAUCAAGACCCAUCUCCAUCUAGUGUAAAUGAAGUCAAGCUCCCUGAGAUUGGAAUGACUUUUUUAUCUGAAGAAGAAGUUCGUACUUUUUAUAAUUCGUAUGCUCAGAAUGUUGGUUUCAGUAUUUGCAAAUUAGGUGGUAGAAAUGGAGAUGAUGGAAAGCAAAAAUAUUUCUCUAUUGGAUGUGCCAAAAAUGGUAGAAAAGUAUCUCAAGCAAAAAAUGUUUUAUACCCUCGACCUUCUACUAAGAUGAAUUGCAAAGCUAAGAUUAAUGUUGCUAUUCGCAAUGAUGGAAGUUUUGUGAUAACUAGUGUAUGCCUUGAUCAUAAUCAUAUUUUGAGCCCUGGAAAGUCACGACAUUUUAGAUGUAAUAAAGUAUUGGAUUCAGCUACAAAGAGAAAAUUAGAGUUAAAUGAUCAAGCUGGAAUAACUUUAUGUAAAAGUUUUCAAUUAUUUGUAGUUGAGGCUGGAGGCUAUGAGAAUUUAGCAUUUGAUGAGAGAAAGUGUAGAAAUUAUAUUUCAGAAGUUAGAAGGUUGAGGUUAGGGGAUGGAGAUGCUGAAGCUUUGAGUAAUUAUUUUUGUCGCAUGCAAAGUAGGAACUCUAACUUUUUUUAUGUGCUUGAUUUAGAUGGGGAAUCUCGAAUAAGAAAUAUUUUUUGGGCAGAUGCAAGAUGUAGGGCUGCAUAUGAAUACUUUUCUGAUGUCGUGACUUUUGAUACAACCUAUUUGACUAAUAGUUAUGACAUGCCAUUUGCUCCAUUUGUUGGGGUGAAUCAUCAUGGUCAAUCUAUUUUGCUAGGAUGUGGAUUAUUAUCAAGUGAAGACUCAGCAACUUUCAUAUGGUUGUUCAAAUCUUGGUUGUCAUGUAUGCUUAGACGUGCUCCAAAGGCUAUAAUCACAGACCAAUGUCGCGCCAUGGCAAUUGUAAUUGAAGAAGUAUUUCCGAAUUCGCAUCAUCGUCUGUGUCUUGGCAUAUCAUGAAAAAACUUCCAGCAAAAUUAGGUGGCCAUGCUCAAUACAAAACGAUAAAGAAACAAUUGAAGAACAUUGUUUAUAACUCUCUUACAAUUGAUGAGUGUGAUGAAAAUUGGUUGAAAAUGAUUGAGGAGUUUAAUUUGGAGAACAAUGAUUGGUUGAAAUCUUUGCAUAAAGAACGGAAUAAAUGGAUACCUGUAUAUGUUAAAGAUAAGUUUUGGGCAGGUAUGUCCACAUCUCAAAGAAGUGAAAGUAUGAAUGCAUUUUUUGAUGACUACAUUCAUUCUAAAACAUCCUUGAAGCAAUUUGUUGAGCAGUAUGAUAGUGCUUUGAAGAAGAAGAUUGAGAAUGAAAAACAUAUGGAUUUUGUUUCUUUUAAUUCUAUAAUGCCAGUUAUUCUUGGUCAUCCUAUUGAAAGACAAUUUCAAAAUGCUUACACAAACAACUUAUUUAAGUUGUUCCAAGAUGAAAUUAGGGGGUUGAUGUUUUGCAAUGCCUCUUUGUUGAAAGAAGAAGGGACAACUUUAGUAUUUGAAGUAGUAGAAACUAUGUUGGGAAAGAAUGGAGAACCUGUAAGAGAAGUUUCCUUUAGGGUACAUUACACGGAGUUACAUUGCCAAUUGAAGUGUGUGUGCCGUCUAUUUGAGUUUCGGGGAAUUUUAUGUAGGCAUGUGAUCAAUGUGUUGAUAAGAAUGAAGGUGAUUGAGGUUCCUAUGAAUUAUAUUAUGGACCGAUGGCGCAAAGAUAUUAAGCGUGGUUAUCAAAGUAUCAGUAACAUCUAUGAUGAUUAUGGUUGUGAUGGAGAAAGACAUCGGUAUAAUAUUCUCACUCUAUUGAUACAAGAGGUUCAACAACUUGGCGCAAAAAAUGACAACAGUUGUUCAGUUUUGGUGGAAAUGUUGAAAGACACGAAGGAAAAAUUGAUUGCUAUUGAUUUUGAGCAUUCAAGGGCUGAACAAUUGAAAGAAGUAUCUACAUCCAGUGCAAAAGCGAUACAUUCUCCAUUAAAAGUAAGAUCUCGAGGUCGUCCACCUACAAAGAGGAAACAAUCUAAGGUUGAACAAAUUAUGAAGAAAUCAAUUGCAAAGGUCCGAAAGAAGGGAGUUGCAUGUUCUGAAGCUUGUUCUGAAACUAUUGUAUGACCUGCUAUUCUGAAAUCACUGCAGGGAGUUGAUUGGUGGCUGAUUGCUUGUAGUCUAUCUUGCUGUCCUGAGUAAAAUUCUGCUGGAGCUUCUAUGAUAUAUGAGGGUUGAACCUGCUGCAGGGAGUUACUGGGUCUAGGGAGUUACUGGGUCUGAAGAUUUUUCUGAAGUUGUUGUCUGACCUGCAUAUGUAACUGGAGCCUAGUUCAUUGUUGUUUUUUUUUGGCAUAAUUGUUGAGCUCGUAUGUAUAUGUAUCUGGAGUCUUUUUAGAUUUGGAGUUACUUUGAUGGAAUUGGCAUAGCUUACUUGUAAUGUGAAAGUGUUAUUCUAGCUUCUAUCUAGAGUCUAUGGAAGUGUUAUUCUAGCUUAAUUUGGAGUUACAUUAAAUAAAUCUUUAUUCUGCUGU
Messenger RNA from Zingiber officinale, 2842 nucleotides. RefSeq names its product protein FAR-RED IMPAIRED RESPONSE 1-like. Lineage: Eukaryota; Viridiplantae; Streptophyta; Magnoliopsida; Zingiberales; Zingiberaceae. The transcript has 5 exons. Gene Ontology annotation, molecular function: zinc ion binding. Bases 1296 to 2435 code for a protein of 379 amino acids. The record is from RefSeq and is a predicted model, not a curated record. Gene Ontology annotation, biological process: regulation of DNA-templated transcription.